CACAGAGGAAUGCUUUCUAUUUCUCAAUCCUGCGUAUCGGAGGGCACUCUUUAUUACACUGGGACUGCAGGAUACUCGAAGUGGGAGACUCAUGGCAGAGGCCACUCUCGUGCUGGCGGUAAUGAAUCGUCUUUCUAAAGGACAUUUUCAACCUCUCGACUGGAAAAGCAGAGUCGGGCUCGCCUUCGCCACCUCCUAAAGAGGGAGAGAGGGGGGCGCUUGGAGAGGGAUAUACCACUGUGAUCCUGGUGCAGUCGCAACCGAGGAUUAUUGCGUCUCCAAGGCAUUUUCCCGAUUUUUAUGCAGACUGGAUAACUCCACGAAAAGGAUUUGUCACAAUGGCAACACAGUGGAUUUUCCUCUGGCUUAUAAGCUGCAUUGGCUGUCUUGCUGCAGAUGAAGUUAUUACUAUAAAAGAUGCAGAUAAGCUAUUGAAUGUGAUAAAUUUCACCACGAACAUCCCAAGUUCACAGAAACUUCCUCACUUUACUACAUGUCGGUCACCAGAACAAGAAACAUUUUCAUGUUGGUGGAGUGUGGGGGACUACACAAAUCUAACAGGGCCUGGAAUGCUGAGGGUCUUCUACAAAAGAAGUUUUAAAAAUACUGGAGGAGAAUGGAAUGAAUGUCCAGAUUACCGAGUUGGGACUGAAAAUGAGUGUUAUUUCAACACGACGUAUACAUCAAUCUGGGUCCCAUACAAUCUUGAGCUAAGGUCGGAAAACAAAGAUGUCCUUUAUGAUGAAAGGUCCUUUAAUGUGGAAGACAUAGUUAUCCCUGAUCCACCGGUCAACCUGAACUGGACAUUGCUGAACACUAGCCAAACCGGUCUACACUAUGAUAUUCUGCUGCGAUGGGAAGCUCCUCCUACAGCUGAUGUAGCAAAAGGUUGGAUAACCCUGAUUUAUGAGGUCCAGUACAGAGCAGUCAACGACACAGAAUGGAAAGUGAUGGAACAUGAAAAAGAAACUUACUUAUCAAUUUAUGGACUUAAGACCAACACUAUUUACGAGAUAAGAAUACGGUGCCUGCAGCUCAAUUUUGACAAGUUUAGUCGAUUCAGUGACAUCGUUUAUGUUUACAAUUUUGUGCCAGUAACCAAAGAAUCCACGUUUCCAGUUGCAUUUGUCCUUAUUUUCAUUGUGGUGGGAGUUGCAAUAGUGCUCAUGUUAAUAAUUUUCACACGCCAACACAGGUUAAUGAUGUUACUUCUUCCACCUGUCCCAAUUCCAAAAAUAAAGGGAAUCGAUCCAGAACUUUUAAAGAAAGGUAAACUAGAUGAACUGAACUCAAUACUGAGCAACCAGCAAACAUACAAAACUGAGUUUACUAAUGAUGACUUGUGGGUGGAGUUUAUUGAGCUGGACAUUGAUGACCCAGAUGAAAAGUUAGGACAUUCUGACACUCACAGGCUGCUGAGCUUAGAGCACCUAAAAUCUGGUAAAAGUCUGAGCAUGAAAGAUGACGACUCGGGACGUGCCAGCUGUUAUGAGCCAGAAAUACCUGAAAUGGAUAGUCUUGCUUUUAAUGUAAACCUUAUGGAAGGAAAUCCUGAAAAGGCAUGUGUUCUAAACUCAGAAGGCACUGUUCCUAAUCCAGAUCUUUCAUCACCCAAUGCAACUCAACCAAAGGCUGAGCCGGAGAAAGCUAAAAUUGAGUCCUCAGGAAGUGAAGAGAAUAUGCCAGUCAGACCUUACCCCUUAAUCCAAACUCAGAUGAGCAAUCAGAGUUGGGCAAACAUGGACUUCUAUGCGCAAGUGAGUGACAUCACUCCAGCUGGUGGGGUCCUACUCUCCCCUGGCCAGCAAUGCAAGUCAGAGAAGACACCUGAAAAGGAGAAACCCGAUGAAGCCAAAAAGUACCAGUUUGCCAUGACAUCUGACAGUGCCUACACCUCUGAGAUAGAUGCAAAAAAAUUAAGUGCCAUACCUACCACUAAUGAGAAUGAUCAGAACCCGGAGAAGGAUCUGAGCAGUGCAAACUGCAUUUCUACAGAAAACCAGUCUGAGGAGAGCCCUUACACAACAAAUGAAACGACAGUCAUCACCAUGCCUCCAGUCUCAGACUACACAUCUGUUCAUAUGGUCGACUCCCAGCACAGCUUGCUUUUAAAUCCUACUGCAGUGCAAACUAAGGACAUGUCUAUGCAAGUAGGUUACCUUACCCCAGACCAGAUGAGCAGCAUCAUGCCAUAAAUAUUUCACAGCUGAAUAUAUUUGAUCAGAUUAGCUAUUAUAACAUGCUGUAAACCAAAUACAAGAUGUUCCGACUGAAUGGUACUAGUUUCAGUCUUACUAAGACAGGGGAAACAGAUGCUAAUUUAGCUACUGCUGUUAAUCUUAUUUAAAAACUGAUAAGUGAAAAGUUCAAGUGACUGAAGUGAAUUGUCCAACAAAAUAUGACGUCAUGCUUCAGUUUUGUUUUCUUUUUGUUUUUUUGAACCUGCUAGAAGGGCUACAGAGGUAUUAUAUACAUUGCCCUAAAGAAAAUGACAAGAGGUGGCCUGAUGCACACAAGUGUUACUUAAAAACUGGAGUGGAUUCAUUUCAGUGACCUUCAUUAUUUUCAUUGAAAGACAGUUUAAGCUGCAGAAAGCGUUUUGAACUGUCCUAGGUGAACGCUCGUAAAAGUUAUCACGGCACUGCUUGUCUGUGGCUGUAAGUUGGUCUGCUGGUUUUACUCAGUUAAAUCUGUUUAAGAAAGAAUGACGUUUUGGCUUGGUUUGCUUUUGAAUGUUUUCAUUUUUUGUUAUGAGUACUUCAUACCCUACAUUAUGGGUUGAUGUAAACCCCAUAUAUUGGCUACCUUGCCUCCUUGUUAAUGGUGAUUUUUUUUUUUAACAAAAAAAGAAAAAGCUCUUAGAAAAUAAAUGGCUAAGAUUUAUUGAAAAUAAUAUCACAGCUGAACUUUAGAUUUGUGUUAUUAUAAUUAUGUAAUGUGUAUAAAAAUCCAUUAUUUUGAUAUUCAUAUUCUGUUUAACAAAUGUGAUAUUUCUUUACAGGUCUUUCUGAUAAGCUAAGUUAUCUCGAAAUCCUAAGAUUAUUAUUUUACGGUACGAGAAAUAAAUAUAUUUUCAUAGUAUUUGCAGCUAUUAGUUGCAACUCUAGUAAAACAACACUUUAGGUACACUGGUCAUUUUUAGUCAUUCAUACAUGGUUGCAUUUUUGGGAAUUAGUUCUACCUGUGAUGGUGGGUGUUUUUUUUUUUUUGAAGAUCUGAAAGCUCUUGAAGAGAUCUAAUAUGCUGGUACAUUAUUUGUUUUUUUGUAUAAAUACAUAAUGCUUCAAAACUGCGCUGUUCUGGUUACAACGUUUCACAUUCAAGCAGGUAUAAAAUAACACAUGGAAGUAGAGGAGCUGCCUGCUUGAUGGACCACAGAUAACGUGGAUGUUUCUGUCUAUCUCACCAUCUUUCAGACCGAGUAUGUUUUCACCACAGUACGUUUCUAAUGUAUUUUCUUGGAUAUUGCCUAUAAGCUACACUGUCUUUGGAACUACAUGAAUGAGUUUCGGUUAGAAUUGCUAUCUGCAGUUAAAUGGCUGUGAUUUUUUUUUGUUAUCAAAGAGCAUCAAGAAUGUCUAUAAAGUAAAUCGAGUUGUAGAUUUCUUUAUGUAUUAUGACAACCAGUCGGUUUAAGACCAGUGAGCCUCAUCCUAGAAGUUGAUAUUUGCCCAAGAAUCCCCAGUAAUAUUGCAGUCCUCAGUAAGAGAUGUACUUCUGCAUAUCAAAGCAAUGCUUGGAAAAAUGCAUUGUUGCAAGGAGGAUGAAACCCUUUGCCUACAAGAAUUUGCCAAAAUCUCUCUUCUCCAAAUGGGAGGCCUAUGCGAUGAUGUGUUAAAUGUUCCAAAAUGUCAGGCAAAACUGUUGGGGAAACAAGGAAGCUUUGCCUCUACUGUAAAUUAUGGCCUGUUUCUAGAAACUGUACCGUAUGUUACAGUGAAAAAUGGCUGUGCCAAAGCUUUUAGAACUGAAUCAGGUUGUUUGUGAAAAAAGUAUAUUUAAAAAUACAUAUUUUUCAAUACUUGACAGAUAUAUCAAAGCAGCUUUUAGCUUGUUGACAUAUAUAGACUCCACGGCAUAUCUGCCUGUCUCACCCCAGUAAAAAAAGUAUUUUUAGGUUAAUUUGGUAUCUUGUACCAAAAAAUUACAUAUUAAAGAUGAUUCUCUUUUGUUUGGUUACAAUAUAUAAAAAUAAGUUAUUUCUAGGUUCUUUGAGCACAUGUAACAUACUCCCAAAUGAUAAGAUGUGUAUUUAAUUAGCAUGAUUGUAAAUAAACCUUACAUAUUUACAGAAUCCAUCGAAACAUUGGCACUAAGCAAUUUUUCCCUCAGUUAUUGUUUUGUAUAUUACACUCAGGAGAAAUUUAAGAUUAGUAAAUAGCUUAUUGCAUCCCUUACCUAUCUUGCUGCUUGCGUAUUUUGCACUUGUUCCUACUACUUAUUUUCAUAAACAGCUUUAUUAGUGGUAGCCACAGUCUUACAAGUUCAAAUCAUUUAAUUUUUUGCAUUAAUUGAUCUGACAUUCAUCAUUUACCAAUUUUAAUAAAAUGGGUGACUUGCCAAUGUGUGCUUGGGGAAUUAAUGCAUUUUUAAUAAACAAAAGUGCUCUUCUUUCCAGGUAAGUAGUAUGCACAUCACAUUGAGCAACAGUCAAUGAGAAAGAAGCGAUCAUCAUUGUUUUAGAAAUCAUUUUACAUGUAGCUUUUAAACUUUCAGAUAUCCCAAAUAAAUAAACUGUCAUCCUCAUAAAGAUAGAAGCAGAAGUAGACCAUUAACCACUGAAUGUAUUACUUUGUAGCGUAUUUAUUUUUGGAGAGAUGCACUUAAAUAUUUGUUUGGAAUCAGGUCAUUGGAGAGAUUUUUGUAUAUGUCCCUGAUUACAUUGUGUAUCAUUUCCAAAAGAGGAAUUCCCGCACAGGAAGCUCCAACCCAUAUGUAUUAUAUAUAUCAAAGUUUUGAGUGCGGGAUUUAUAUAUUUAGUUAGAAGAUACCAAGUUGCAUAUAGACUACUUUAUAAAUGCAGAGCUUAUCGUUCAAUCAUCGAAUUCUGGUAGAUAGGCGUAUAAAGCACAGCUCAUGUUCAAUAAGUGUCAUUUUUUACACAUUUCCACAAUUGUCGAACAUGUUUUCACAAAUAAAAGCACUUGGGGUCAGCUCCAUGGACUUCAGUAAAUGUUUUUAAGCUGUUUCACUAUUAUUGUAUUCGUUCAAUAUUUAAGAAAUGAUAUAUCUGAACACUUAACCAACAGUGCAUUAAGGAUGGGGCCUUUAGUAAUCGAAGCCUGUUUUGUAAAAUGUGGAGGUGUAUGUGAUUAAGAACAUACCUUCCUUUCUUUGUACUACAGUAGAAUCUAAUAAAGCUUUUAAUAUGAGUGCCAUAAUUUGAAUGCUGAUUGUAAAUUAGAGCUAUUUGUAAUAAGACAUGAUGAUGUAUUUGUUAAUUGAUAUUUACCUCUAUAUUUUAAAUAUGCUGUUUUCAGUUGUAAAAGAUUGUAUUAAUCAGCCUUAGGAUUGUUUCUCAUUAUGUGAACUGUGGAGCUUAGAAAGAUGUGAUAGAAAAAAUGUUAGGUGAAAUGUUGCUGUUUCAUUUCUAGAAUCUGUCUGAAAUAACAGAUAACAUAAAGUGAUAGUAAGCUAACAGAGAUGGAGAUGAGGAGGAUUCGUCAAAGGCCACCGUUGUUUAGGACAAAGUUAUCACAAUUGGCAUUUCUUGCUUGGUGACUUGUUGCAUCAGUAGCACCAACUAUGCUUUUUAGAGAAGAAGAAACAACAAAUAUUUAGAAGAGACUUUUAACUGCUAUGUUUGUCGUGUUGCCAGUUGUCACCAUGACAGUAUUUUUUCAAUGAAACUGGCUGUUAAAACAUAUGUGAAAAUUAGUAGUAACGUGAUUUCAGAUUAGGUUGACUUGUUUGUGUUUGCAUAGGCUAUUACAAUGUAAGAUCAAAUCACUUACACCUUCUUAUGAGUCUGAACAAGUCUACUGGCAUGUUAUUCUGUGUAAUCAUUACAUGGGCUGCCAUAGCAUGAGACACUAUUUUUAUUAGAAGACAUGCUUUAGGUGUCAACUACAGCAUGCUUAAAAAUCUUUAGAAAAAUCAGUAUUCAAAACCAACAGACAGGCAGUGUUCAUUUGAAUUGGCCAAAGUAAUGCAAGCUUUGUUUAUGUUUGUCUUAUGAGAAAACAAUUAGAUGUAGCCUUUAAUUAGGAAUGCUGAGUCUGGCUCAGAUUGUACAGGUAGGGAAAAACAGAUGUAGAUGUCCGACACUGCUGAGAUGUGUUUGUUUUUUUGUGAAGUCAUUAUAAGUAUUUUAUGUAUAGCUACAGUAUAUACAAUACUAUUCUUGCUAUAGCUAUUAUUGUUUAAACUCCUGUUAAUCCUGUUUAUUUCUAGCCCUAAUGCCAAUGAUAAAGGCAAAAGUCUAGGCCAUCAAUUUGUGAUAUUAUUCCAAAAUAUAGCUACAGUGACAUUCACCAGCAUAAAAUCUGACUGUAAAAUAUGUGUAUAUAAUAUAAUAUUUUUGACUCUUUCUGAUGCCCAGAUUUUGGUCUUUAUCUACAAGAGGGCAGAGGUAAUGCUUAACCUUUGGUUUGAGUAUUAUGUACAGUAAAUAAACUAUUUCACAUUGCCAAGAAGCAAAUAGGCUAGUAUGCCUGGAUGCAUUUAGAAUUAAGACAAAAUAUGUCUGCCUUAUUAAGGACCUAUCUCUUAAAAUGCUGCUGUGUCUGAAAUAUUUUAAAUAUGCACGUUUAAAAAUGUCUUAAUUUGAAAAUGUUGAGAUGCAAUACAACUGUUAUUUGGCUAUGUGCUAUAUUAAAUUUGAUGUGCUUGCCUAUCAAGUGUUGCAGAAUUCUGGCUUUGGAGAAUUUUGGUCAUAUGAAUUUCCUCAAAAGUGAUGGUAAUCGCAUUAACUGAAAUGGGCUUCUGUGACUCAGUAGCCCCCUGUUCAAAUAGCAUACAGUACAUCUCUGAGAUUCUGAGGACAGAAAUCUGCAAUUGUAAUAGAUACAGCUUCUUAUGAUGACUUGCUACAGUAUAGUAAAAGGCUUUAUCAGUUUAUAAAUGCAAAUCUAUGUUAAAAAUGGGAAUAUCUACCUACUUAGUGAAGAUAGUGUAACACUUCAAGCAUGCACUUGGCAGUUCUUUCUCCUCAUAUAUUUGGCAAAGACUUGCACGGGUGGUAAUUCUAAGUCCCAGCUGCUUAUAUAGCCUUGUGUCCUUUCUCGUGGAUUUACAAUGGGAGCCUUGUGCAGUUAGCAAGAGUGUUGCUAAAUGAGGCCCCUUCUUGGAAGCAACCUUGCAAAGGAAAGAGCUGAAAAGUAUGCAUUCGAGGAGGUUGUAUUUAAAGACUGUCUUUGCAUAUUAAAAUGGAAAAGGGUCUGUGCAGAAGUGUAUUUUCCUACUGAACAUUUUUUUAAUAAAAGACCAACCUUUACAGAUGUAAAUGGUGAAUAGUUCUUUAAGAGCCUUACUGCAAUUAUACGCAAUACAUAACUACAAUAUACUUUAAUAGUUUGAGCUGUAAUACUUCACUCAUUUUCAAACUUUUGGAAGAUUUCAGAUGACCUUUUCUGUUGUGUUAUGUUCAGUAUGUGCUAUUUCUCUUUUUGCUGCUGCAUCUUCUUAGAAAAUUACCACUGCUCAAUUUAAAUACAAAUGAUUAGUGUUUUAUUAAGUCAGUUUGUAUGUGCUUUGAUUCUGUGAUUGCUUCUGGUCAUCUAUUGUAAUAUUUGAAUACCUCAGAGUAAUUAACUGCAAAUGGUAUUUCAGCAGCCUAAACCGUGUUUUUGUGCUAAGACAGUUCUCAUUUCUUCAGUGUUCUACAUGUUUAGUUGAUUCUGUAUUUUCCCAGAGUUCUAUAAUAAAUUUAUUUUCCUGGCAUUUCA
Molecule: messenger RNA, 7886 nt
Organism: Polypterus senegalus (gray bichir)
Lineage: Eukaryota; Metazoa; Chordata; Cladistia; Polypteriformes; Polypteridae
Gene: ghra
Product: growth hormone receptor a
Exons: 10
Coding region: 339-2195 (618 amino acids)
Biological process (GO): cytokine-mediated signaling pathway
Cellular component (GO): external side of plasma membrane
Molecular function (GO): cytokine receptor activity; protein binding
Source: RefSeq, a predicted model, not a curated record